Messenger RNA from Theobroma cacao (cacao), 854 nucleotides. RefSeq lists its product as uncharacterized. Lineage: Eukaryota; Viridiplantae; Streptophyta; Magnoliopsida; Malvales; Malvaceae. The record is from RefSeq and is a predicted model, not a curated record.
CAUGGACCUUUCCCAUUUGCCAUUGCGCAAAUUAACCACUACCACUCGAACCAGCACUUACCGCCAAAAACUGAAGUUGCCAAGGUGGGGCAAGGGGAGCUGUAUUCUCCGCACCAUGCAAUCGGGAUCAGAGCAAAACCAAAGCAAGAACAAGAAAAAAAAAACAAAGGAAAACAUUCAAGGCGAUGGUCAUGAUGAAGGGAGUGGCAUUGGCAGCCGAUAUAAGGAGAAAUCUUGGGGUGAUAAAGGAGAGGGUGCUGGAGAAGCUGGCCGCAGCUGCAGUCCCUGCUGAUGCUUUGGAGAAUGCUAGGCACUUGUUGGAGAGUGUGGUGAGGGAUGUUACUGUUGCUGCUCAUGGUCUUACCAAGGACGCCUUGCACCGUAUCAAGACUCAUCUUGUAGAUAUUCUUCCUUCACUCUCCCCUGCCGUUACUAGAAAGAUGGUGGAUGAUGCUGAGAAGGAAGCUAAUGAAGAGCAAGAAACUGAGGGUGAACAUGAAGUAGAUGAGCGAAGGCAAGAUGAUCAUCAACUUAGUGGGAAGUCUCCAUUUGUGUCACCAGCAUCUUCUUUGUUUGCUCUAAUCAAACCAUUAUCGAGGCUUUGAAGAUUAUAUAUAUAGGGAACUCUGACAUACUUGUUUUGUCUACACUUUUCUUGGAAAAAUAAAGUGUAAAGAGCAUACAUUCAAACCUCUAGUUGAAUAAUGGAGAAUCACUUGAUGUAAAGAACAGCGACUUAUGUGAUAAGCAAAGAUUGAAGAGCAUGAAGCAAUGUCUGCCAAGAUGAUCUUUAUCUUGUAACAGCAAUUUUUAUAGUUCAUUAUCUGCAGUAAUGGAUGUUCUUUCUUUUCUAA